Cuscuta europaea is the source of this 2371-nucleotide messenger RNA. NCBI's taxonomy places the organism in Eukaryota, Viridiplantae, Streptophyta, Magnoliopsida, Solanales, Convolvulaceae. The record is from the annotation of a GenBank genome assembly.
GUAAAAAACUGUAGUUUUUGAACUGAAGCUAAACGACGACUUUUUACAACUUCUGACCUUCGCGGAACAAAUACGAAAAGCCUGCCGGAAUCCGGAAAUCGUCGGCGUCAGGGGUUCAUCUUCAGGCUUGUAUAUCUACAAAUUAGCAGAACACAGUGAAGAUCUCCUUUCUAUCAUCGGAUAAGCUGUCGUUGUGUUAUCUGAUCGUCGGCGGCGUCCUCCAGAUUUUGCUUUGGCGCCCGGCUAUAAUCUCUUUACGUUGGGCACGGUGAUUUUGCGAUGGAAGAGCAGUUGCUCCUCCAAAUUUCUCCGAAUGAUGCUCGGGGAAGUCCUGGAAAGGAACAGCAAGCGGCUGGAGUUGGAAUCCUUCUGCAGAUCAUGAUGCUCGUUCUCUCAUUUGUCCUCGGUCACGUCCUCCGCCGCCAUCGGUUCUACUAUCUUCCCGAAGCUAGCGCCUCCCUUUUGAUCGGUCUAAUUGUAGGUGGCUUGGCUACAAUUUCAGAUACUGAAAGAAACAUUAGGGCAUGGUUUAACUUUCACGAAGAAUUCUUCUUCCUCUUUCUGUUGCCUCCUAUCAUAUUCCAGUCUGGAUUUAGUUUGUCACCAAAACCAUUCUUUUCAAACUUUGGAGCCAUUGUGACAUUUUCCAUAUUUGGAACAUUUGUUGCUUCAAUUGUUACAGGCGUCUUGGUUUACAUUGGAGGAGUGGUAUAUAUCAUGUACAAACUUCCUUUUCUUGAGUGUCUGAUGUUUGGGGCUCUUAUAUCAGCAACCGACCCUGUCACUGUUCUGUCUAUUUUUCAGGAGCUCGGCACAGAUGUGAACCUUUAUGCAUUGGUGUUUGGUGAAUCUGUUUUAAAUGAUGCAAUGGCAAUUUCUCUAUACAGGACAAUGUCAUUAGUGAGGAGCAAUGCCUCAUCUGGACAGAACUUUUUUAUGAUCAUGGUCCGAUUUCUAGAGACUUUUUUUGGAUCAAUGUCAGCAGGUGUUGGUGUUGGAUUCAUUUCUGCUUUGCUUUUCAAGUAUGCUGGAUUGGAUAUUGAUAACCUGCAGAACUUGGAGUGUUGUCUAUUUGUUCUUUUCCCAUAUUUUUCUUACAUGUUGGCGGAAGGGCUCGGUCUUUCUGGCAUUGUCUCUAUACUGUUCACUGGAAUUGUAAUGAAACGCUAUACAUACUCAAAUUUGUCAGACAGCUCUCAGAGAUUUGUAUCUUCAUUUUUUCAUCUGAUAUCUUCAUUGGCUGAGACAUUUGUAUUUAUAUAUAUGGGUUUUGAUAUAGCUAUGGAACAACAUAGUUGGUCACACAUUGGAUUUAUUUUCUUCUCAAUUCUAUUCAUCGGAAUUGCAAGGGCUGCAAAUGUGUUUGGUUGUGCAUAUCUGGUGAAUCUGGUAAGACCUGUACAUAGAAAAAUACCACCAAAACAUCAGAAAGCACUCUGGUACAGUGGACUUCGAGGGGCUAUGGCUUUUGCCCUUGCCUUGCAGUCAGUUCAUGAUCUCCCCGAAGGUCAUGGUCAGACAAUUUUCACAGCAACCACGGCAAUUGUUGUUUUGACGGUUUUGAUUAUUGGUGGAUCAACUGGUACUAUGUUGGAAGCUUUAGAUGUUGUCGGAGAUGCUUAUGAUGGCUCCUUGAGUGAAAGAUUAGAGGGGAGUAAUGGCUAUAGUGCACCUUCUUAUGACGAUGAUGAGGAAUCAUCAUCCGGAAGCAGGUUCAAGAUGAAACUAAAAGAGUUCCAAAAGAGCACAUCGUCCUUUACAGCAUUAGAUAGGAACUACCUAACUCCAUUCUUUACAACUCAAAGUGGUGAUGAGGAUGAACUAGGUACUGGUACUGAUUUACACGCAAGUAAUUCCAGACGAGCAGGAUUUCAUGGCCAUACAUAAAGCUUCCAGCUGAUAGGGAACUCACUCAGAGGCUUACUUUUAAUGAUGAACGAUGGAAACAACUUUGUAUACGUGAUAGUAAGGCACACACACUUGUAGGUAUUUUCUAAUUCACCAAAGCAGGAAUGAUUAGUAAUAUUAACCCGUAAUGUAUGGUAGUAACCCCAGUGGGGGUUUAGGGUUUCACGGAUGGAUGAUUAGUGCUAAUGCUAUUUUACUAUUCGUGGUUUACCUAUUUGAGCCUCGAGAGUUAGGUGCAUUUUGGGAACCAGGUAUAAGAGUUGACUUGGACCGUUUUGAAAGACCAGAACCAGAACAGUACUCGGUACCAGUUUAACCUGAGUAUGAUUCCAUUCUACACAUACGUUGCCCAGAACUGGCAGGUCCUAUUGCCGUCCUGGUUCUGUUUCAUUUCUCACUUAUUUGUUUAUAUUAUGUUUGUGUACGAUAUUUAAUCAUUAGCAAUAUAAUACGUAGUAGUAUA